UUCUUAUUUUUUUCUCCCAGUUUCUCUUCCUAACCCAUUCGCCUUCUCAUUUAUAUCUCUUAUUGUGUCUGUCACCUACCAACCCACCCAUUCUUCCGAUUUUUUUUGACCGUUUUAAAUUCAAAAUCGCCAGAAGAACUCAUUGUCUUCUUCCAUUGGUCAACAAGUAACCAAGAAAGAAAAUGAUUUUCCUAACUUAUACUCCUGUUAUUCAGCAAUAUGAUUCGGUUGUGGUAGCAGCAGCAUGCACACUUCCAGCAGAUUCCCUGUUUGCAGUGAUGCUCUAUUUAAUCUAUCCAGACUCAUUCCUUCCAUCGACAUUGUUCAUCGUCAACUUCUCGCUGGUACUUCUCGCACUUUUAGGCAUUAAUUCUAAAGUGUCUUCAAUGAUAUUGCCGGCGUUAGUGUGGAAAUGUGUUCUCCUGUUGUUCCUUUUGUUUUUGGGAUGUAUUUCGGUGGAUGCGUAUCAAGUUCCAGCUACUGAUCUUGAAGAAGCUCAUGUGUCACAGCCACAGGAACAACCCCACCGCUCAAUGAUGGUAUGGAAAGAUCUGGCGGCAAAAUAUCCGAUGCUUCCGUUCAUUGCCGUAGCUUGCACCAUCGUUCUUGCAGUGGAAGCAAGAGUGUUUUUCUCGGCAUGGCAGAAGAUUUGCUGUCCGGCAGUGGUGAACGAUGAAUCAAAUUUGGAGAAAUCUCCUCCAUCGUACAACGCUUGUGUGCGUGCCACAGCCAGCGAAAAAGAUCUUCCGAGCUACGAAGAUGCGCUGAAAAACUCUUCCCAACAACCAUCAACAUCUUCUUCUUCUUCAUCGCCACCAUCACGACCACCCCAUUCUGUAUACACCAUACCUGACGUGAAAAUGCACAAAUCUUCAAUGAUGACCGUAAUCAGUCUUUAAUUUUAUUUGACCUCUUCUUGAGACCCCCUGGCAUGACGUGGCUUUUCUUGCCAAGACCAUUUUUGUACAUUCUCAUUUCUCUCAUUCUUCUUUCCAAAUAUUUUCAAGUUUUCGGUGAUUCGUGACGAGUUCUGCAUCUGCGGGGAAAUUGUGAUCCGGACUCGGUGUCUUUUUGUUUUUUUUUGUUUCAAUCAGUGAUCUCUUGACAUUGUUUUAUUUGCAAUAUGUACAUUUCUUUUUUAUUUAUCCAAAACGAACAAGACUAACGAAAUAAAUUUUUUCGUUUU
Caenorhabditis elegans is the source of this 1186-nucleotide messenger RNA. RefSeq lists its product as uncharacterized. Gene Ontology annotation, cellular component: membrane. The coding region runs from base 183 to 899 and encodes 238 amino acids. NCBI's taxonomy places the organism in Eukaryota, Metazoa, Nematoda, Chromadorea, Rhabditida, Rhabditidae. The record is from RefSeq and is marked reviewed. The transcript has 5 exons.